AUGGAUCCAAAACCCCACAAUAAUCAAUCCAGCCAACCAAACAAGCCCGACCCCGCCAAGAAACAGUCCAAGGACCGGCACACUAAGGUCGACGGUCGAGGCCGGCGAAUCCGCAUGCCGGCCCUCUGCGCGGCCCGCGUCUUCCAGCUCACUCGUGAGCUCGGCCACCGGUCGGACGGCGAGACCAUCGAGUGGCUCCUCCACCACGCGGAGCCGGCCAUCAUCGCCGCCACCGGCUCCGGCACCGUCCCAGCCAACUUCUCCACCCUCAGCACCUCCCUCCGAGGCGGCGCCGGCACCAUGUGGGCCCGGCCCGGCCCACCGCUACUUGGGCCCGGCUCGGAUGAGCCCGGCCUACUCGGGAAGCGGGCCCACCGCGAGGAGGAGGAGGAGGACGACGCGGGUUCGCCCGAGCCUGGUAGGGUAGUCCGGGCCCGGGCCCAAGAGCCCGUGUGGGCUCUGGCCCGGAUGCUGCCGGCCAUGCAGCAGGAGUGGCUGUAUAGGGCGGCCCAAAUGCAGAGAGUAAGUGGACCGGGCCUGUUCAGCCCGGUCCAAUUCGGGUCGUUGGUGGUGCAGCAGCACCAGCAGCAGCAGAGCCCGGUUCACCAGCUGGGUCUAGGUGUUGCUGAAACGAAUCUGGGGGUGUUGGCCUCUUUUAAUGCUUUUAGUGAUGAAACUUAA
Striga asiatica is the source of this 681-nucleotide messenger RNA. Lineage: Eukaryota; Viridiplantae; Streptophyta; Magnoliopsida; Lamiales; Orobanchaceae. The record is from the annotation of a GenBank genome assembly.